UGUAGUCUGUAGUCUGGUCUGUCGGCAGACUCUGAGGUCUCACUAUGCUGCUUUAUCUGCUGCUGACCAUCUCACUAACAAACGUCCAUGGCCAGAUAGACCCAGCUCACUGUCGUUAUCCUCUCGGUAUGGAGGACGGGAGGAUCAAAAACGAUGACAUCACUGCCUCCAGCCAGUGGUACGAAACCACAGGCCCUCAGUAUGCAAGGUUAAACUGUGAGGAGGGGGACGGCGCCUGGUGUCCUGCUGGUCAGCUGCAGCCCGCAGAUGUUCAGUAUCUUCAGCUUGACCUUCGUCAGCUCAUCUUCCUCACCGUGGUUGCUACGCAGGGUCGCUACGCACGCAACUCCGGCAACGAGUUUGCACGCAAAUACCGUCUGGAGUACAGUCGCGAUGGACACCGCUGGAUCUCCUGGAGAAACCGCUUUGAUAGCGAGACUAUAAUGGGCAAUAUAAACACCUACGACUCUGUGGUGAGAGACCUUCACCCUCCCAUCAUUACUCGAUUCUUACGUUUGAUUCCUGUCACCGAUGCCGUACACACUGUGUGUAUGAGAGUAGAGCUGUUCGGAUGCACCUGGCAGGAUGGCCUGACAGCGUACAGCUCUCCAGAGGGCCAGACCAUGAUGGCUCCUGGCUAUCCCAUUACACCUCUCAACGACUCCACGUACGACGGGGCCCUGGAACGCAGGAAGCUGUCUGGGGGUCUGGGUCAGCUGACGGAUGGUGUGAUUGGUCAGGAUGACUUUGUACAGAGAAGACUGGACCGGUUGUGGCCCGGAUAUGACUAUGUGGGCUGGAGGAACGACAGCUUGGGCCCUGGAUAUGUAGAGAUGGAGUUCCAGUUUGACAGACAACGAAACUUCACCUCUAUGAAGGUUCACAGUAAUAACAUGUUCUCUCGGGGUGUGAAGAUCUUCGCAUCCGUGUCCUGUGUCUUUAAAUUGCACCUCAUUUCGGAGUGGGAAGCAGAACGGGUGGAGUUUCACACCGUUCUAGACGACCGGAACCCAAGCGCUCGGUAUGUGACGGUCCCGUUAAAGCACAGAUCGGCUACGGCGCUGUGCUGCCGCUUCUACUUUGCUGACACUUGGAUGAUGUUCAGUGAGAUCUCGUUUCAGUCUGCAACUAAUGUGCUUCCUACCCAGAGGCCCCCAGUAUUGACCCCUCCUUCAUAUGAUAUUAACAGCAAAGUAUCACAAACGACACAAAAAACAGAGGACCAGACGACAGCAAAACCAUUCAAACCAGGCCCUUCUGAAGAGGGCAGUACAUCGAUUCUGAUUGGCUGUCUGGUGACUAUUAUUCUUCUACUAGUGGUGAUCAUCUUCCUGAUUCUGUGGUGCCAAUAUGUGUGCAAAGUCCUGGAGAAGGCUCCGAGGCGUAUUUUGAAGGAGGAGGUGACAGUGCGUUUGUCCUCUAGCAGUGACACUAUAAUUCUGCAGACUCCCCCGGUGCCCCCGCGCCUCUCCCUCGACCCACCCUACGAGAGGAUCUUCCUGCUGGACCCCCAGUAUCAGGAUCCCGCUGCGCUCAGGAACAAACUUCCCGAGCUGUCGCAAAGCGCAGAAGCUUCUGCCUGUAGCGGAGGAUACACCGAACCUGACGUGACCCUGUGCACCCCACACCAGUGUUUUCAGAGCAGCGUGCCGCACUACGCUGAAACCGACAUCAUCAGCCUGCAGGGGGUCACCGGCAGCAACAUGUACGCCGUUCCGGCCCUCACCGUAGAUUCCCUGACACGGAAGGACAUCUCAGUGGCCGAGUUCCCACGAGAGAGACUGCUGUUCAGAGAGAAACUGGGAGAAGGCCAGUUUGGUGAGGUGCAUUUGUGUGAGGCCGAGGGUUUGGCUGAGUUUCUGGGAGAGGGUGCACCAUUACCGGAGCAGGACGGCAGGCCGGUGCUAGUAGCAGUUAAACAACUCAGAGCGGAUGCCACCAGCAAUGCCAGAAAUGACUUCCUGAAGGAGAUAAAGAUCAUGUCGCGUCUGAAUAACCCAAACAUCAUUCAGCUGCUGUGCGUGUGUGUGAGCUCCGACCCGCUCUGCAUGGUGACGGAGUACAUGGAGAACGGAGACCUCAACAUGUUCCUGUCCCAGAGAGAGAUAGAGAGCACACUCACGCAUGCCAACAACAUUCCGUCUGUCAGCAUUGCUGACCUGUUGCACAUGUCGGUGCAGAUCUCUUCUGGGAUGAAGUACCUGGCUUCUCUGAAUUUUGUGCAUCGUGAUCUGGCCACACGGAACUGCCUCCUGGACCGUCAUCUCACCAUAAAGAUCUCUGAUUUCGGCAUGAGCAGAAACUUGUACAGUAGUGAUUAUUAUCGUAUACAGGGGCGCGCUGUGCUGCCUAUACGCUGGAUGGCCUGGGAGAGCAUUUUACUGGGGAAGUUCACAACAGCUAGUGAUGUCUGGGCAUUUGGAGUAACUCUGUGGGAGAUCUUCACUUUAUGUAAGGAGCAGCCCUACAGCCUGCUGUCUGAUGAACAGGUCAUCGAGAACACCGGCGAAUUCUUCAGAAACCAGGGGAGACAGAUCUUUCUCUCCGCCCCACCACUCUGUCCAUCCUCUCUGUUCGAGCUGAUGAUGCGUUGCUGGAGUCGUGACAUCGCAGACCGGCCCACUUUUCACAGAUUGUAUCAGGCCCUGCGAACUUUUGCGCCCCACUCAUGACCGACACCUGCUCUACUGAAUUAACCUGGAGGAAAA
This is a messenger RNA of Sinocyclocheilus rhinocerous, 2708 nucleotides long. RefSeq names its product discoidin domain-containing receptor 2-like. The record is from RefSeq and is a predicted model, not a curated record. Bases 45 to 2672 code for a protein of 875 amino acids. Gene Ontology annotation, molecular function: ATP binding; collagen binding; protein tyrosine kinase collagen receptor activity. NCBI's taxonomy places the organism in Eukaryota, Metazoa, Chordata, Actinopteri, Cypriniformes, Cyprinidae. The transcript is spliced from 16 exons. Gene Ontology annotation, biological process: multicellular organism development; positive regulation of phosphatidylinositol 3-kinase/protein kinase B signal transduction; cell surface receptor protein tyrosine kinase signaling pathway. Gene Ontology annotation, cellular component: signaling receptor complex; plasma membrane.